Molecule: messenger RNA, 207 nt
Organism: Caenorhabditis elegans
Lineage: Eukaryota; Metazoa; Nematoda; Chromadorea; Rhabditida; Rhabditidae
Gene: cnc-5
Product: CaeNaCin (Caenorhabditis bacteriocin)
Exons: 2
Coding region: 1-207 (68 amino acids)
Source: RefSeq, marked reviewed
AUGCUUCGUUUUACCUGCAUUCUUCUUCUAGCAAUGCUCGCUCUUGCUUCUGCCCAAUGGGGAUACAACUCAUACGGUGGAUAUAAUAGUUAUGGUAAUUAUGGAGGGUAUGGUGGAGGAUACAAUAAUGGGUACGGGGUGAACGCUAAUCUUGGCGUUGGUGGAAGAGGAGGUGGUCUUGUUGGAGGACUUCUUGGACGGAAAUAA